This is a messenger RNA of Cydia strobilella, 2419 nucleotides long. Its product is annotated as zinc finger protein 845-like. The coding region runs from base 246 to 2381 and encodes 711 amino acids. Gene Ontology annotation, biological process: regulation of DNA-templated transcription. Gene Ontology annotation, cellular component: nucleus. Lineage: Eukaryota; Metazoa; Arthropoda; Insecta; Lepidoptera; Tortricidae. The transcript is spliced from 9 exons. Gene Ontology annotation, molecular function: RNA polymerase II cis-regulatory region sequence-specific DNA binding; DNA-binding transcription factor activity, RNA polymerase II-specific; zinc ion binding. The record is from RefSeq and is a predicted model, not a curated record.
AUGCUCUUUGGGAGCGCUCGACGGCUCGAUUGCUUGAAUAACUAUUAGAAAUUUAAACGAUAUUUUACAUAUAUCUACCAAUCCUCUCUACAUUUACUUAAGCUUUCAAAAUUUGCGUAUUCCUUAUAAUGUAGACAAUAUUUUAGGAUCGUGAACGGUAUAACGCAGUCAUAAUAACUCCCGCAUUAGUAGAUUGAAUAUUGAAUGUGAACUAGUUGUUUACUUGCAAAACAAAGGGAAGCACCAUGUGUGACAUAAAACUGGAGCCCGAAUAUCUAGAAAUAUGCCGCGGCUGCCUCAGUUCAAAUAGGAGGCUAUCUUCUGUGGAAACCGCCGUGUAUCAAGCUCUUUUGACCGAAGAGCAAAUUCACGAAUUGGAUCUUAAGGAGCAUAUAGCUUUGUGUUGGGAGUGUAUGGCUCUACUGCGCAAGACAUGGGGGUUCCGGGCACAGGUGCAGAAAGCACAUAUUAUUCUACAAGACUCCUUACAACUUUCACCAACAAAACCUACUUUGUCUUCUCUUUCUGUCCAUCAAAACUUUGAAUAUGAUGCUGUUUUUGAAGAAAACACACCACAUGAAUUACCAAUUUGUUAUGAACCAAGCUCAACUGCAGACCAUGAUAAAGUUAUUGUACCCACGAAAUACAAAACUGAAGUAACCAAUAGUGAUAUAAAAAGUAUAAAAACUGUUAAAGUCGUUCUACAAGAUAUUUCAAAAAAUUAUAUUAAAUCUGAACAUCCCAGUGAUGAUAGUGAUGCUACUGAGAAUUUAGAAGCUGAUGAUAGUUACAUUUCCUCUGAAGAAAUGACAGAAACAAAUAAUGAUACUAGAGAAAUUUUACGAAAAACUGCUGUAAAUAGAUUGUCAGUAGUAAAACAACGUAAUAUACAAGAGGGACCAAAGAUAACUAAAAAAAAUAUUAAAACUCCUGCAUUACUGAAACUGGGACAGGAAUCUCAAAAAUCUAUUGAUACCAAAAAGGUUGCACCGAAAAGAAGAACAGUUACAUCACAAAAACUUUCAGUAAAAAUCCUGAAACACAAUUCAAUUAAAGAUGAAGGAUCUUCAAAUAUUGAUAAUAAGAAUAAAGUAAAAGAGGAUGAUAUUGACUCAGACAUACAAGAUACCAAAGCUGAUUUAAAUCAUAGUGAAUUUAAAACACAAGCAAAAGAAGAAAAGCAACCAGAUUUACACACAAAAAUCAAAUCGGAAGGUGGUGAACAGAAAAAAUCAGAAACAAAGAAGAAAAAACAUACUUUGAAAUUCAGGAAAAUAAACACUAAAUAUAAAAAGAUUGAAGAGGUUUUGCCAUAUUUUCAAGAAGUUGAAAUGAAUGAGCAAGAUUUAAAGAGCACCUUAGAAAAAGAUGAUGCCAUUGUUGAUAAACACAAAAUCCAUAAAUGUAGUAUAUGUGGUGUAACGUUUCAGCUUCUUAUAAAUUUGAAGGGACAUGCGUUACGAAAUCAUAAAAAAACUCAUCCUGAACACUUUGACAAUACAAAUUUCAACAACCCAGCCUUAGUGCUGCCGCAAAAGUCCGUCUGGCGUUGCGAUGUUUGCGCCAGAAUGAUGCGGAAAGAACAUGUAGUCGCACAUAUGAAUGAAUUCCAUGUACGUCGAUUUCUGUGCAAUGGCUGUGAAUGGAGCUUUAAGCCUUUUUGGAAAAAAGAAGAUCGCCUACGACACUGGAACGAAAUUCACAAACAUUUAAUAUGUCACAUAUGUGAAAUACGCAGGAAAUCAAAGAAAACGAUGGAGUUUCAUAUCGAAGAAGCUCACAUGCCAAAUUUACUUCGACAUCAUCAAUGCCCUCACUGCCCGAACACAUAUUCCGACCGUAAAUCCCUAUUAGAGCACGACAGAGACACCCAUCAGACGCCGGAGCCGGUCGAGCGGCGUUACUGCGCCGCGUGUGACGUCACCUUUAGGAGGAUCGAGGGCUUUCAGGCGCAUUUCCGUAAUUGUCAUUCCGGAAAACCUAAAAUGAGGUUCCCGUGUCCACAAUGCGACAAGGUUCUGACCAAGAAAAUCUAUCUUAAGCGUCAUAUGAACAUCAUUCACGCAGGCAUAACCGAAUUCCGCUGUCAUAUUUGUGGCAAGUACUUGUGCAAGAAAAUGGCGCUGCAACGACAUUUGGAUACGCACAACAAUAUAAAACGUCCGAGCAACCACGCGUGCAGUAUGUGCGGGCGCAAGUUUCAAACCAACAGUAGCCUACAGUUCCACAUGAACACGCACACAGGCGAACGGCCAUAUAAAUGUACAGAAUGCCAGUCAGCGUUCACUCAGCCCUACACGCUACGCAUGCAUCUGGCCAAGCAGCACCACGUGGACGUCAGCGUGGGGACCGAUGGGACGAUUGUACUAGCAAUGAAGUAGACAAAAACUGUGCAGAUAUAUGAGUGAACCAUUAAAUA